Pedinophyceae sp. YPF-701 is the source of this 1305-nucleotide messenger RNA. The record is from the annotation of a GenBank genome assembly. Lineage: Eukaryota; Viridiplantae; Chlorophyta; Pedinophyceae.
AUGCGCGACCAGGGGCCGCGGCGGUCGUACUCGACGCGUCCCGGCGUGGCGAGCGGGUCCGCGGUGGGGAAUGUGGCGCCUUCCGAGGCCGCGGUGGACGGCAAGGUGGGCGUGCUGCUGCUCAACUUGGGUGGGCCAGACACCCUGGACGAUGUCCAGCCGUUUCUGUACAACCUCUUCAAGGACCCCGAAAUCAUCCGGCUCCCCCAGGAGCUGCAGUUCCUCCAGGAGCCGCUCGCGGGGUUCAUUUCGCGGAGCCGGGCCCCGAAAAGCCGCGAGGGCUACGAGGCGAUCGGCGGCGGGUCCCCCCUGCGCCAAAUCACCGAGGACCAGGCCCGGGCGCUCGAGACGGCCCUGAGGGACCGCGGCUUCGACGCCAACUGCUAUGUUGCCAUGAGAUACUGGAACCCCUAUACCGAGGAGGCUAUCGAGGCGAUCAAGAAGGACGGCGUGCAGCGGCUGGUCGUGCUGCCGCUCUACCCUCAGUUCUCGAUCAGCACGUCGGGCUCCUCGCUGCGUCUGCUCGAGAAGCUCUUCGCGGAGGACGUCCUGCUCCGGAAUCUCAAGCACACCGUCAUCCCAUCGUGGUACCAGCGCCCAGGCUACCUCCGGGCCAUGGCCGACCUCAUCGAGGCCGAGCUGGCCAAGUUCAGCGACCCCGCGAGCGCUGAGAUCUUCUUCUCCGCCCACGGCGUCCCCAAGAGCUACGUCGAGGAGGGAGACCCCUACAAAGAGGAGAUGGAAGAGUGCGUGGCCCUCAUCAUCCAGGAACUCCGGCGGCGCGGCGUCUCGAACAGCUUCACGCUCGCGUACCAGUCCCGCGUCGGCCCCGUCGAGUGGCUCACGCCCUACACGGACGACGCGAUCAACCGUCUGGGCGAAGAGGGCUGCAAGGCUAUGUGCGCGGUGCCGAUCAGCUUCGUUUCGGAGCACAUCGAGACGCUCGAGGAAAUCGACAUGGAGUACCGCGAGGUCGCCGAGGAGGCCGGGAUCAAGGAGUGGCAGCGCGUCCCGGCCCUGAACGUCAACGACACGUGGAUCCAGGACCUGGCCGAGGCCGUCGUCGAGGCGCUGCCAUACACGGGGUCCGUCGCGGCCAAGUCGCGCGGUCUCGUGCCGAUCGCGGGGAUCGACACGCUGAUGGAGGUGUAUGACCGGGAAGGUCUGCCGCUGCCCGUGCCGGACCGGCUGUUCGAGCCCGGGUGGAACAAGAACGCCGAGGUGUGGAACGGGCGCAUCGCGAUGAUGGCGUGGGUGGUCGUGAUUCUGUUCAGCGGGAUCCAGAUGGUGACGGGCUCGCAGUGA